Messenger RNA from Tetranychus urticae (two-spotted spider mite), 2275 nucleotides. RefSeq names its product frizzled-5. Gene Ontology annotation, cellular component: plasma membrane. Gene Ontology annotation, molecular function: Wnt-protein binding; Wnt receptor activity. The record is from RefSeq and is a predicted model, not a curated record. Lineage: Eukaryota; Metazoa; Arthropoda; Arachnida; Trombidiformes; Tetranychidae. Gene Ontology annotation, biological process: non-canonical Wnt signaling pathway; canonical Wnt signaling pathway.
CCAAAAGUGACAAAAAAAUGGGAAGGUUGUAUAAAUAUCUUAUGAUAUGAAGUUGUCUACAUUUCUUUAUUGACAUGGUUUGUUUAUUUAUAUUCAAAUUAAUCUUUUAAAUGUGGAUGUAAUUAAGUUAACAUCAAAAUGAAUUUUAAUCCAGUGAUUAGUACUUUUUUUAUACAAAUAAUUCUUGCCGCGGCAGAGUUAAGUUCAGAUAGACCCAAAUGUGAAGAGAUCACUGUACCAAUGUGUAGAGGCAUUGGUUAUAACAUGACCUCUAUGCCAAACCAAUUUCAUCAUGAAAAACAAGAUGAAGCUGGAAUGGAAGCUCAUCAAUUCUGGCCGCUUGUUGAAAUUUCAUGUUCGGAUGAUCUGAAACUUUUCCUUUGCUCCAUGUAUACUCCAAUUUGUAUGGAAGAUUAUCCGGGUAGACUACCUGCUUGCCGUUCAGUCUGUGAAAGAGCACAUGCAGGUUGUGCCGCAAUUAUGUUAACAUAUGGCUUUCCAUGGCCUGAAUCGAUGGAUUGUAAUAAUUUUCCAGUUUAUCCAGGAACUCCUGAACAACUUUGUAUGGAUCAGAAGAAUGGUGAAUCACCUGGACCUGUAAAGCCACUUAAACCGUCAAAUCUAUCACCAUUCCAGCCGUCAACAACAGCAUCUUAUCCAUUGUCAACUUUAGCAACUUCAACAUUUAACUCUAUUUCCAAUAAUUCAGUCAAAAAUUCUGCUUCAGGUCUGAGAGAAUGCCCUUGUAACUGUAGACCGCCAAUGAUUCCGAUAAAUAUCCAAAGCGAUUAUUACAAACACAUCAACAGUGGAGGAAUUAUUGACUGUGCUCAACCCUGUCAGACGAACUUAUUUUUCUCCAAACAAGAACAAUCAAAAUCAUCUAUGGUUAUCACCAUAAUAGCACUUUGCAGUUUGUUUGGCUCUCUCAUGGUUAUCUUCACCUAUCUCACUGAUUGUGAACGCUUUUGUUAUCCUGAGCGAUCGAUAAUCUUUCUUUCAACCAGUUAUCUUAUGGUGUCAGUUGGCUUUCUCGCUCCCAAAUUUUUCGAUUCAACAGCAAUUACGUGUGAUACAAAUAAACUACUGUAUGCAGGUUUCGGGACGCCUACAUGGGAAUGUACCGUUGUCUUUGCCCUGAUCUUCUUUUUCAGUAUGGCCGCCUCUUUUUGGUGGAUCAUUUUAACUUUUUCCUGGUUUCUUUCUGCCAGUCUUAAGUGGACUGCCGAGGCUAUUAAUGAUUAUUCACCAUAUUUCCAUAUGAUUGCGUGGGGCAUUCCUUUCAUGAAAACAUGUCUGGUCAUUUUUAUGCAAGCUAUCGAUGGUGAACCAUUGGCCGGCAUCUGUUUUGUUGGUAAUCUAAAUUCUCAUCUUCUUAUGCGCUUCAUCAUAGUCCCUCUUUGUACCUAUCUUAUUGUCGGAAUUAUUUUCCUUUUUGCUGGUCUCAUCUCUAUUGUGCGAAUUCGUAGAGCAAUACGUGAACAAAUUCGUCAUUUUACUGAUAAAUUUGGACUGGAUAAAUUAAUGGUUCGAAUAAUUAUCUUCUCCAUUUUACAUAUUGUACCAAUGGUCUUAGUAAUCAUUUGUAAUUAUUAUCAAUACUCAUAUGGCUCUGUCUGGGAAACUCAUUAUACUUGUGCAUGUAAUCCAUCUCGUAUUGAAACACCUUAUGUCACCAUUUAUCUGUUCAAAUAUAUAAUGCUUCUGGUUCCAGGAAUAACGAAUUUCUUCUGGAUAUUAUCAGCUAAAACUAUCAAAUCCUGGUGGCAUUGUAUAUCUCGUACACUUUGCUGCUGUUGUCGUAAUAAUGAAAGUUGCAUCAUUUCUUACUUUUGUAAAAAGAGACUUCACAUCAUUCUGGAACUGACUCCAAAAAAUUCAAUGGAUUUGGAACCAUCUCACCGAUAAAUUGUAUAAAAAAGUAUCAUCACUGCCAUUAUAAAAUCAACCAUUCCAUAUGCUAAACAAAUCGCAUUUAAUACACUGAAAUGUUGGUCAAAUUGGACUUAGUGAACAAAAACAGCAAAUCGUGAUUUUACCUGAAACCUUCUCAAUCUCAUAAAAAAUUAGAUUUCCACAAAUCUAAAUAAAUAUAAACGUGCCAUCGCCCUCAUCAUUCCAAAACACAAAUUGCAAAUUCUUAUCUUCUUACAAAAUAAAUACAAAGAUCUCAUGCUAACUCGUUUAGAAUGAAAUUAAUGAGCGUUUGAAGCGAUCUCCAAAUGGAAGUAAUCACUAAAUAAAAGACAAAUCAUGUGAAUUUCAAAAGGCCGAA